Strongylocentrotus purpuratus (purple sea urchin) is the source of this 3059-nucleotide messenger RNA. RefSeq names its product ubiquitin-conjugating enzyme E2 N. Gene Ontology annotation, molecular function: ubiquitin conjugating enzyme activity. Bases 144 to 602 code for a protein of 152 amino acids. Gene Ontology annotation, biological process: protein K63-linked ubiquitination; DNA damage tolerance. Lineage: Eukaryota; Metazoa; Echinodermata; Echinoidea; Camarodonta; Strongylocentrotidae. The transcript has 5 exons. Gene Ontology annotation, cellular component: nucleus. The record is from RefSeq and is a predicted model, not a curated record.
AUACUUUGCGUAUGUAGUAAUGUGGACUAGCUAGCUAGGCGCAACAUUUUCGUGGUGAAAGAGUCCCUGUAUUCUCGCUUCAGUGUUACACGAUCUAUUUCAUGAUUGAUCGAAAAAAGAAAGACAAAUAAAAUCGGUUACUGAUGGCGGGGCUACCGAGAAGAAUUAUAAAGGAGACGCAGCGUUUAAAUUCUGAGCCAGUUCCAGGAAUAUCAGCAAUUCCAGAUGAAAUGAACUGCAGAUUAUUUAUGGUGACCAUUGAUGGUCCCAAAGAUUCUCCUUUCGAAAAGGGAAUUUUCAAUCUAGAACUCUUCCUUCCUGAAGAGUACCCGAUGGCAGCACCAAAAGUACGCUUUAUGACAAAAAUAUAUCAUCCAAAUGUUGACAAAUUGGGACGUAUAUGCCUUGAUAUACUCAAAGACAAAUGGAGCCCCGCUCUGCAGAUUCGAACGGUAUUGCUAUCAAUUCAAGCCCUUCUGAGUGCCCCCAAUCCUGAUGAUCCCUUAGCAAAUGAUGUUGCAGAGAAGUGGAAAGAAAAUGAGGCAGGCGCGAUUAAAAUGGCUAAAGAAUGGACCUUGAAAUAUGCCUCCGCCAAGAGAUAGGGGAGGGGUCUUCAAUAUUGUUGGGGGAGAUGUUUGCCAUACAUGUACUACAAUGCAAGUGGAUUUCCUUGGGGUGAAGAGCAUGUUGCUUGUAUACCACAUGGAGUGGAGCAACAAAAUAGUGUAAUGGUAGUGUACUGAAUCUAACAAAGCAGGUAUUUUUGAAUGAUUAACAAAAAUAAAACAUAAAAUACGUAACAAAAUUUAUAAUUUUUUUUUUAAAAUGGUCACAGCUUGUUUGACCUUCAUUCUUGGAAAGUAUAGGCAGGAUAUUCUAAAUUACUAAUUUUUACGUAAUCCGGUUGUACCAAAUAAUUUGGGGUAUAGAUGGUAAGGUUUUUGUUUGGUUGUUGUCUUUUCUUUGCUAUCACAGUAAAAAAAUUCUGUCAAGUUUGAGAGACACUAGUAAAUGAAGGAAGGUUGGACCCCAAACACCGAAUGCAGACAUAAAGAGCUUUUGAUCCAGAUAUAUAUACUUAACUUAAACACUAUUGCCUGAUGGUUUCAAAGUUAACAUGAAGUUCUUGAUAUUUGGUUGUUACAUGUAAUUACAUACUCCAGUGUCUUGACAUUUGAAAAUGCCAUAGGUCUCAAUUUUAAUCUCGAAGUACAUGAUGUGCUGUUCAGACAAACAUUAAGCAUGGAAUGCUUCUGACCUAGCUCUGUGAUCCUCCCUCUUUUUAAUACCAUGCCUCUCUGCAACUACAAAUAAUAUAUCUGCCCUUUGUUAGAGUCAGAACACUACCAUUCAUAUUGGAUCCAGCAGUCAUUUUAAAAACUUGCAAAAAAAAUGUUGAAAGGAAAUUAUAGUAGCAUCUUUCCACAUGUAUGGAUAUAAAUCUUCUAGCUGCUAAAACCAGAGGCACCAUCUCGUAACACUUUUCCAUUUGUUCGGCAUUGUGCCUUUAAAGUAUAGAAAAACACCAAGCUAUAAUGCCGGAGGAAGACAAAAAAAUUCAUGAUAUGAAUAUUUUGUUUAUCAUGGACGUGAACCUACCCAAGGGGAAGCAAAUAUAAACGUAGAAGUUCCCAGUUAUGCUAUUUUACACAUUCAGAUAUAUGGUUAAUAUAGCAAUUUGUUGAUUAUCCUUUUAUAUGCUGUAAGAUAAUUUCAUUUUGAUGAUGUGUAUGUUUCUUUAUUGUAGUUAUUUGAUACUCUUUGAGUGAAGUCAAGGGGGGGGGGGGGGGGGCUCAUAACUUGGAUAAUCUGAAAAUUGAAGAAAUGUAUACCCUUCAUAUACAUGUGGCUGUAGAGUGAGAAACUCACUGGUAUUUGAAGUUAUCCAUUACAAGCAAAUGGUACAAACUCCUAUCUCUGUAUAUCACUCCUUUUGGUUAAAAUUGUUUUGUUUUAUACCUGGAUACCAGUGUGGUACCUCAUGUACAUUGACCUAGUGAUUUAUUUGUUUUUCUAUACAGGACUAAAUGUUUCAAAAAAAAGAUUGUUUCUGAGCCGAUUUAUGGCUAGCUCUCAUACUCUCAAAGCAAGUUCCUUUCAUACUUCGUCUUGAGCAAAGUAGAUAAAUGCUCUAUUCCUAGUGAGUAUGUGUUCAAGUUACGCUGAGGAUUGUUUUGUUAAUGCGGAACUUUUCCCCUUUUCCAGCUAUUUACCUCACGCUUGCUAGACAUCUAUGUUCAUUUAAAUAGAAGCGAAUUUUGACAAAUCUGUGCUCUGUUACUUUUAAUGAAUGUGGAAAAUCUGUGAUCAUUAUUCACAGAUUUUUCAUGUUGAUGUACCCGUAUCAAGUUUUGUGUGAGGUAUGUAACACUUGCUGUGUACAAAUCUUCAAUAAAAUGUACAAUUUCUGCUUAUAUGAAUGAAAGCGUAUUUAUAACUAUUGAAAGGUACCUACUUUUAAAGACAAAUAUUCAAGGUUUCAGAUGUGCUGAUUUUCUUGAAACUAUUAAGCAGAUUUUGGGAGAUGAAUCGACACAAAUUCAAAGAAAUCGCCACCAGGGUUUGAAUACAAAUCUUGAAACACUCUUUCAUAGUCCUUUAUUUCUUCUUCAUUUUGUAGCUUUUUUCCAUUUCAUUCUUAUUUAGUUAUCCUUCUAGCUUUACUGUACAUUAUACAAGCAUAAGUAUAGACAGAGAGAGAGAAAGAUGAACGCAAUAUUGUCCGGCUGCUGUAUUAGUAUUACAAAUCUGGACAUUGUAUAUGACCAUCAGCGUUGUGUAUGGUUUCGUUAUACUUCUUGGAAUAUGGAUGUAAAUUAUUUUUGUGCUCGGAACAUCAUUUUUACAUUGUAGGCAUCAUAUUUGUUACUCUUUACAGUCAAGAAGAAAUCUUUUUAGAAUGCUAACACAUUGCUCAUGCUGAACAAGUUCUGUAAUUUUGUUCAUCUCUUCGUAUGUGUCAGAAAUACAGUAAUAUUGUUUAGCAAGAGACCAUUUCUAACCCAAACCUAUCGUUUUGAUUCUCAAACUAUAAUUAAAAUGUAAGUAUGUCUAUGAAA